Peromyscus eremicus (cactus mouse) is the source of this 2731-nucleotide messenger RNA. RefSeq names its product zinc finger protein 76 (gene Znf76). Lineage: Eukaryota; Metazoa; Chordata; Mammalia; Rodentia; Cricetidae. Gene Ontology annotation, molecular function: RNA polymerase II cis-regulatory region sequence-specific DNA binding; DNA-binding transcription factor activity, RNA polymerase II-specific. The coding region runs from base 342 to 2051 and encodes 569 amino acids. The transcript is spliced from 14 exons. Gene Ontology annotation, biological process: regulation of transcription by RNA polymerase II. The record is from RefSeq and is a predicted model, not a curated record.
CCCCGGCUGGCGAGGCCGCGUCACCCGGCGGCCAGCCGUGAGGGAAGCAGGGGCGGAGCUCCGAGGCUCGCCGGAGGAGACCUGGCGGCCGGGGCUCCGGGGCCCGGGAACCGGGAUAAAGCAGGCCGGCCGCCGCGGCGGAGGGGGGCGGGCUGGAGCGUGGCCCCGCGCUGGUCAUCCGGGUUCCGGGGCCCGGCGGAGGCCGCGCCGGGAGCCAGAGGGAAGUGCGGCCGCCCUGGAACCUGGAUAUCGCGCGAGAUUGGUGACCCAGAAGGAAAUCUCUGACCUCAGUGGUGGCCAGAAGCCAACUUCAUGUCUGAAGACACAAGUGGCAGCUUGUCAUGGAAAGCUUGGGGCUGCAGACGGUGACCCUUAGUGACGGGACGACAGCCUACGUCCAGCAAGCUGUCAAAGGGGAAAAGCUGCUUGAAGGGCAAGUGUUCCAACUGGAAGACGGGACCACUGCGUACAUUCACCAGGUGACGAUACAGAAAGAGUCUUUCUCCUUUGAGGAUGGUCAGCCUGUGCAGCUGGAGGAUGGCAGCAUGGCCUACAUACACCACACACCCAAAGAGGGCUAUGACCCCAGCGCCCUGGAAGCUGUCCAGUUGGAGGACGGCUCCACCGCCUACAUUCAUCACCCUGUGUCUGAGCCAUCGGACAGCACCGUCCUGGCUGUGCAAACAGAGGUGGGCUUGGAGGACCUGGCCGCAGAGGAUGAAGAGGGCUUCAGUGCAGACACAGUGGUGGCCCUGGAGCAAUAUGCCAGCAAGGUUCUGCAUGAUAGCUCGGCUCCCCAUAAUGGCAAAGGGCAGCAGGUCGGAGACAGAGCUUUCCGAUGUGGCUACAAGGGUUGUGGACGUCUCUACACCACCGCCCAUCACUUAAAGGUACAUGAGCGGGCUCACACGGGUGACCGUCCAUACAGGUGUGACUUCCCUGGCUGUGGAAAGGCCUUUGCCACAGGCUAUGGGCUAAAAAGUCACGUCCGUACUCAUACGGGUGAGAAACCAUACAAGUGCCCAGAAGAGCUGUGCAGCAAAGCCUUCAAGACCUCAGGAGACCUGCAGAAGCAUGUCCGGACACACACAGGUGAACGCCCGUUCCGGUGUCCUUUUGAGGGCUGCGGCCGCUCCUUCACCACCUCCAAUAUCCGCAAGGUACAUGUGCGCACCCACACAGGCGAGCGACCCUACACCUGCCCCGAGCCCCACUGUGGCCGGGGCUUCACCAGCGCCACCAACUACAAGAAUCACGUGCGCAUCCAUACAGGGGAGAAGCCAUACGUUUGCACGGUGCCAGGCUGUGGAAAGCGCUUCACUGAGUAUUCGAGCCUGUACAAGCACCACGUGGUGCACACACACUGCAAGCCCUAUACGUGCAGCAGCUGCGGCAAGACCUACCGGCAGACCUCUACCCUGGCCAUGCAUAAGCGCAGCGCGCACGGGGAGCUGGAGGCCACCGAGGAGAGCGAGCAGGCCCUGUAUGAGCAGCAGCUGGAGGCUGCCUCUGCUGCUGAGGAAAGCCCACCGACCAAACGAGCCCACAUUACUUACCUUUCGGAGGUGAAGGAAGAGAGCAGUGACAUCCCAACCCAAGUAGCCAUGGUGACCGAGGAAGAUGGGGCCCCCCAGGUGGCUCUGAUCACUCAGGAUGGUGCCCAGCAGGUCAGCCUGUCCCCGGAAGACCUGCAGGCCCUGGGCAGUGCCAUCAGCGUGGUGACCCAGCACGGCAGCACCACCCUCACCAUCCCCAGUCAUCCUGACGAACUGGCCACAGCUGGCGCACAUACGGUCACCAUGGUCAGCGCCGAUGGCACCCAGACGCAGCCCGUCACAAUCAUUACCUCCGGGGCCUUGGUAACUGAGGACUCAAGUGUGGCAUCUCUUCAUCAUCAACAGGUGGCGCUGUUGGCCACAGCCAACGGAACACACAUCGCAGUGCAGCUGGAGGAGCAGCAGACCCUGGAGGAGGCCAUCAGUGUGGCCACUGCUGCCAUGCAGCAAGGGGCUGUGACCCUGGAGACCACAGUGGCGGAGAGUGGCCGCUAAGCCCGAGACGACUGUGCCCCCACACAGUGCCGGAGAAGGUGCCAUGCUCACAGGCGGCCCGCCUCGGGGCCCUGGCGGUGGCUGACCCCAAGAAGAUGGCCACAGAGGCCUCUGGGGUGAGAAGGCGGCAGGAAAAUGACCUCUGGUGGACAGGGCUGUGGGCCACACCCAGGAUGGGUGUCAGGCAGUGGGCAGUGGGGGCCGAGGACAACCAGCGUGGUCACCAGGCUGCCCUGGACACCUGCAUUCCUCCAUUGGGGGAAUACUCGCUUCUGUCCACUCCUUUCUCAGAGAGAUGGGGACUAGGUGGAUGAGGACUGGUCUACCACCAGGGGAAAGGUAUACAGUUCUUCAGCCCAGCGCCUCCCAGCAAUAACCACCUCCUGGGGGUAGGGUGGACAAGAUGCCUAGCCACUUGGCACCAGGAACUUCCUGCCACCACAGUCAGAAUUAAUUCCUCAGGGGCCUGUGGCUGGAGUGGGUUCCCAGGCCGUGGCUCCCCCGUGGCUCUUCUCUGUCUGGAGAGAGACAGAGAAUGGCCUGUACCUAGACUGCUGGGAUCGGGUUAAUUUGUUUUGUGGUUUAGUUUUUUAAUUCUAUUUUGAUAAUUAUUUUUUUUUCCUGCUGUGGGUGGUGGCGGCAAACGGGUGAAUGAGUAUUUAAUAAAAGUUGCAAGUUUC